AUGGUUACGAAGCCGAGCGGCAAGUACCGGUUUUGUUUAGAUUUUCAAAAAGUUAACGGCGUUUCGAAGAAGGAUGCGUAUCCGUUGCCGAAUAUGAACAGCAUCAUAGACAAAUUGAGGUCUGCGCAUUAUAUCUCGACAAUUGAUCUGAGCCAGGCGAACCUUCAAAUACCAUUGGCGAAAGAUAGUCGAGAGAUUACUGCGUUUAGCGUCCCGAGCAAAAGUCUAUACCAUUUUACGAGAAUGCCGUACGGAUUAACAGGAGCUCCCGCGACUUUUCAACACGAUAUCGUGAUCGUAACGCCGAACUUCGACAAACAUUUAGAGUGGCUCGAGCGGGUUUUGAAUAAACUUACGGAUGCCGGUCUUACGAUUAAUCCCGAGAAGUGUGAAUUUUGCCGUUUACAAUUUGCGACCGUCAGCAAGCCACUCACGCGAUUAUUGAAGAAAGACGAACGCUGGGAUUGGGGAAGCAAACAACAACAGGCAUUCGAACGGAUUCCCGCGCAAUUAUCCUCGGCUUCGACCUUGUCAUAUCCGAACUUUAACGUUCCGUUUAUUUUGCAAACAGACGCGAGUUCUGUCGGCCUUGGUGCCGUACUUAUACAACAGGUCGACAGCGUCAAAAAUAUUAUUGUUUUUGCGAGUCGUGCGUUAUCUGACCCCAAAAAAAAGUAUUCUGUCACGGAGCAAGAAUGCCUAGCAGUGAUAUGGGCGAUACAGAAAUUUAGACCGUAUUUAGAGGGAUAUAGAUUCACCGUCGUGACAGACCAUAGCGGCUUGCGUUGGUUACACAAUCUUAAGAAUCCAACGGGGGCCGUCGCAGACAAAAUAGAAAUGGCCGAGGACUCUCUGGACCCGUUGUAUAUUAAGCGUUUCCGCAAGAGAGCUGAACACCCGAAGAUAUUUACCGAUUGGAAAGUUGUAGUUGGGGAACUGUAUUACUGCCGCCCGCGCGCCACAACAUCCGAGGUCAUAGAGGACUUAAAUCAGUGGAAACUAGUUUUACCGUCGGAACUAAGAGAGGAGGCCCUACGCAAAUCGCAUGAUAACCCUCAAGCGAAUGUGCCAACGUACCAAAAGGUACUCGAGCAGGCGAGUCCGGCGGGACUAAUGGGCCACCGCAUGAUGGAGGCGCCAUGGAUGAUGAUAGCCGCCGAUAUAAUGGGUCCGCUGCCCAGAAGUAAAUCCGGUUUCGCGUACAUUCUGGUCAUUCAGGACUUAUUUACGAAAUGGGUUGAGUGUCGCGUUUUAAGAGCCGCAAACGGGAAAAAGAUUAGAGAAACUUUAGAAGAUCUAAUUCUAUCACGGUGGGGGACGCCAAAAUUUUUAGUUACGGAUAACGGUACGGAGUUUGUUAACCAAACAUUGCCAGCGUUUGCACAAGAAUAUGGAAUAACGCACACCACGGUUCCGCCGUAUUAUCCUCAGGCAAAACCCCGUGGAGAGGAACUUAGAACAGGCUCACCGAAAACAAGCGACUUAUCCUUUGGAAAGGGAGAACUCGUGUUGAAGAAACAACACACCUUAUUUUCUGCGGCUCAUAAUAUCGCCGCAAAACUUUCACCUAGAUUUGCAAGAAUCGCAAAAAGUUUGUCGCCGGUUUAUGAACUCGCAAAGUUAGAUGGUACUCCCGUGGGGAAGGUGCACAUUAAGGACCUUAAAUCCUAUCGUUUUGCGGACCCCGACCAACCUCCUGGCCACCCUCAACUUGUUAGAUUCUGCCGUCUCGAGCUUCAGAAACUUGUAGAGAUACGGACCAACGAAGGUGAAGGAAUGGCGGAACAGUGGCGAAAGGAGUGCAUAGCCACCGCAUUCGCGGAUCUAUUAAGGAUGAUCGGGCGGGAUACGCCGCAGCCGUGA
This is a messenger RNA of Solenopsis invicta (red fire ant), 1863 nucleotides long. RefSeq lists its product as uncharacterized. Gene Ontology annotation, molecular function: nucleic acid binding. The transcript is spliced from 6 exons. Gene Ontology annotation, biological process: DNA integration. Bases 1 to 1863 code for a protein of 620 amino acids. The record is from RefSeq and is a predicted model, not a curated record. Lineage: Eukaryota; Metazoa; Arthropoda; Insecta; Hymenoptera; Formicidae.